GGGUCUCAGUGACAUAUACGGAACUGCACGUCACACCCGCUGGCAGAACCCGGUGGCGGCAGGAGAAGGGCUGGAAGGUGCAAGGUGCGUCCACACAGACAGUGUACUUGACUAGAGAGCACAAUGUCAUGGAUAAAAGAAGGGGAACUGUCCAUCUUGGAGAGAUUCUGCUCCAACGUGAUAAAGGCAGGCCCAAUGCCCAAACACAUAGCAUUCAUCAUGGAUGGCAACCGGCGUUAUGCUCAAAAGCAUAAAGUGCGGAAACUGGAAGGACAUUCACAGGGAUUUGCAAAACUGGCACAGACACUGCAGUGGUGCUUGAGCUUGGGUAUCCGUGAAGUCACAGUUUAUGCUUUUAGUAUUGAAAACUUCAAACGACCCCAGGAAGAAGUAGAUGGCCUAAUGGAAUUAGCAAGGCAAAAAUUUACCCGCCUUCUAGAAGAACAAGAGAACUUGGAGAAGCAUGGUGUAUGUGUCCGAAUUGUCGGGGACCUGCCCCUCCUGCCACAAGAUAUUCAGGAAUUAAUCGCCAAGGUGGUGUUGGCAACAAAGCACUUCAAUACGUGUUUUUUGAACAUUGGCUUUGCAUACACAUCAAGAGAAGAGAUCAGCAACGCAGUGAAAGAGAUGGCCUGGGGUGUUGAAGAAGGGCUGCUUCAACCCAGUGAUGUGUCAGAAUCACUAAUUGACAAAUGCCUCUACACCUGCAAAUCUCCCCAUCCAGACAUCCUGAUAAGAACUUCCGGAGAGGUCCGGCUUAGCGAUUUCAUGCUCUGGCAGACAUCCCAUUCAUGCCUGGUGUUCCAAUCUGUGCUGUGGCCAGAAUAUUCUUUCUGGAAUUUAUGGGAGGCUAUCCUACGGUUCCAGAUGAACUACAAUGCUUUGCAGAAAGCCAGAGAUCUGUACAUGGAAGAAAGGAAGUGGCAGCAGAUGGAAAGUGACAAGGCAAUUGUAUUGGAGAAGCUGAAAGAGGAAGACUCCGCAUCCUGUGCAGAUGCUCAGAAACGGCGGAUGCUCUUGCAAGAAUUCAGAGCUAAACGGGAAGAGAGAAUCCAGGGGUUUUUGCAGGCCCUGGAAAACAAAAGAAUGGACUUCCUAGAAAAACUGACAAUGGUAUCUGCAUGAUGAAAAGGACAUUGUAGGGCUGAGUGGGGGUGGUGGAUGAAGGGGAAGAGGGGGAAAAGAGAGCCAAGUUAACAAAUAGUUCAGGUGCUACUCACUUGAUCAUGGAAUCCUGUUUUUGUGUGUUUUCAGUAGACAUAUACCAGUCUUUGCUUCAGGGUUGGGAACCCAUGUCCCUUCAGAUGUUUUUGGACUACAUCUCCUAUCACCCCUGACUAUUGGCCAAGUGGGCUGAUGGGAGUCAGAGAACUAGUUGUUUCCCCCCACUCCCUGAGCUACCUUUUUAAUAUUUCUAGUUAUCAUCCAAACUGUGGUUGGGAACAUGGUACCUGAAAUGAGUUUAUGGCUUCCUCUGUUUAAUUCAACAAAAGAUCUUGUGCUGGCUAUUGGUUAAGAAAGGACAGCACUAAGACAGUCUUUGUGGGAAGACUUGCAGUUGUUCUGCUUUCCCAAAGGGCAGAAUUUCCAUGCGACAACUUGAAAGACUUUGAAAACUUUGCAGAAUUCUAAAAAACCACUUGCUUUAGAGAGCAGGGAAGCUGCAGCUGAGGGAGAGGGAGCCUGUUGCAUGCUGAGAUGAGGGCAAUGUCUGUUGUCUAGAGCUGCCUGUUUUCUCCUAGUUGGGAGACAGGCUGUGCCCUCCUGUUGUUUAUAGUCUUGCACCAGUUUGAAGGAUCAAGAUGUAUGCAUCUCUGCAGGGGCACACAUUUGUCCCACUGGCUUCAAUCUUUUGGUACAAACUUCCUCCUGUUUGGCUCCAUACAUGCUUCAGAGCUUUGGGCAGACAGCUUUGGGCUGGCCACAGUCUAACCUGUUCAUAGUGUAUCUAAUGCAGCAUGUUUUGCUGGAUUUUUAAGGUGGUGUUUUAUUUUUGAAUACAAAAAUAUAUAAAAUAAAAAAUAUUCUCUCUAAAACAAAAUGAGAAAACCCACCACCAAUGAAAAAACAUAUUCAGUAUAUGGGGUACAGCUGUGAAGAUGAUUAAAACCUCAAGCUGUGAAUAAAGCAGUUUUGUAAGAGUCAUCUUCAAAACCAAGUGGAUGGUUAUUAAAAGUUGCCAUUCCAAGGCUAAAUGAAACCAAAGCCAGAAGGAGUGCAGUUUAAUGACUUUCUGCAUUUCAUUCUAAAUUUGUGAGAAUGAGGCACUGUCAGGGGGCUGAUGUAAUUCAGCAAACUGCUUGGAAGUUGCAUCCUUUUUGAUGCAAGUAGCUAAAGCUACAGUCACAAGAACGUGGUGAUGACAUCAUGGGAACUUUUCCUCAAGCAGUGGUUUUACCUUUUGUGGUGAGCUGCAUCUGUGCAUUUUCAGUGUUUGGAAAUGGCUUUUAAGUAUGAUCUCUAAUACUUGAAAGUCUCACCUGCUUCUUGUAUGAUGUAUAUGUGUAGGAACAGCCUAGUUAUGUGGUGUGUCUCAGACAGAAAAUCAUAUAUUAGUAAAAGUCUCUACUGCAUUAAAAACAAACAGGAUAACAUGUUGAAAAAGGUGAAUGGCAUAUUCUGUGAGAAUUAUGCCUUUACAUGAAAGGUACUGCAGAACAUGAAUGGGAGGAGCUGUUGCAUUUAUGCUGUGUUGAGUUUCUCGUGGACACCUGUGCAAACAGAAUGCUGGAUAGGUGUUUGUCCUAAGCACAGCUCUUCUUAUGUUGCAUCAAUCUGAAUGAAAGUUCCACUGUGUCCAUGUGGUUUUGAAGUAGAUGCUGGGUAUUCCAAGCCUUUCUAGUAAGUGUAUGCAGAGAAGCAUCCACCAAUGGAACUGAUGUGGUAUUGCUUCGCAAGUACUUCCUAUGGGUUAUUUACACAAAGGUCUACCUGUGUAGCUGGUUUUGUGAUUCUCUUCUGUAUUGGGCAAAACACAGUAGGACAAAAAGGCGCAGGAGCAUCCAAAGCUGGGCUAAACUAUGUCAGACCCUUGAUACCUCUACCCGAGUAUUGUCGAUCCUGACCAAAAGAAGCUGUUUGGUUUUCAGGCAGGCCUCUUCCCUAGCCCUAGCUCAUGAUGGAACGCAAGACUUUCUGCAUGCAGAGUAUGUACUCAGUCUUCCAGAGACAGGCCCUCCCAGGUGGUGAUGGCUGUGCAGCAUUACAAAUGGCACUCCAGGCUGUGUCCACUUGCUAGUUGCCUACUUUAUUAAUAGACUGCAUUUUUUAAUUCAUGACCUAUUAGAAACCCUAAGAUGGCUGCGUGAAACACCAUCUUAUAUAUAGUACAGUUUGACAAGCACUACAUGCUGCUCUGUGGCAAACUAAUCCCCUCAAAUACUACCUACCAGUUUGUGGUAUCCAAUUCUGUGAAGUCAUUUGAGCAGUGGAUUGUUGUGCUAUUUGAUGCACACAUGCAUACGCGCGCACACAUACACACACAAAAGGAUUGGGCCAUGAGAUAAAGUUUGCUUUGUUGUAAAAUACAUUAGAGGUGGGAAGACGUGGCACAUAAAAUUUCCUGUUUCGAGUCAUAAUUUUUAGAAAUGAUUACAUUGUCACUGAGAAGUUUUCUGCAUAAACCUGGGAUAAAUAAAAUACAAAUCAUGGAACAGCA
This is a messenger RNA of Varanus komodoensis (Komodo dragon), 3658 nucleotides long. It is a transcript of the gene DHDDS, whose product is annotated as dehydrodolichyl diphosphate synthase subunit. Bases 124 to 1125 code for a protein of 333 amino acids. Lineage: Eukaryota; Metazoa; Chordata; Lepidosauria; Squamata; Varanidae. The record is from RefSeq and is a predicted model, not a curated record. The transcript has 9 exons. Gene Ontology annotation, biological process: polyprenol biosynthetic process. Gene Ontology annotation, cellular component: dehydrodolichyl diphosphate synthase complex; endoplasmic reticulum. Gene Ontology annotation, molecular function: ditrans,polycis-polyprenyl diphosphate synthase [(2E,6E)-farnesyl diphosphate specific] activity.